UGAGCAUCUUUUUGUAUCGUAUAAUUUAUUGAAAAAAUGGCCCAUCUAUCACUACCAGACCUUUCAUUACAAAAAAAAUACAACUUUUGCAUAUUCCAAAAAUGUGACCCGUGUCCAACCAAGCAGCCCAUCUCCCCAUCCAACAUCAUCGCAUCUUCUCCAUCGAACAUAAUGGCACAUCAUCGCAGAGCCAACCUCGCUCCAUCUUCACUUCUCCUGCGCACGAACAUGGAGGACGGAGCAAAACUUCGACGGCGAGAAGACCUCCAGAGAAGAGAACGGACCUCCAGAGAAGACGAUGGUGAGAAAACCUUAAGAGAAGAUGACGGCGACCUCCAGCGAAGACGAUGGCGACCACCACUGCGGCACUUCAACCUCUUCGCUGCUGCUGUUGGCUUCAACCCUUUCAUUCCUUUAACGAUGGCGCUGAUUGACAAAUUUCAGAUCUGUGGCUGCAAUUACAGAUCUAUGGUGGCUAUUUCAAAUUGUUGGUGCAAGGAUGUCUCGCCGGUGAUGCCGCUGGGCGGCGCUGGGUGGGUUAGGGUGUGGUUUCCGGCAGCGCUGGGGUAGGGUGCGUUGUGGCUGAUGCAGGGGGUUGAUGAGGAGGGGCAAGGGCCGAAUCUGUGUUUGGGCUGGGGUUGAGGCUGAUGUUGAAUCCGGUUGUGACUGGGGAAGGGGGCAGGGAGGGACUAGGUGGUGGUCACCGGAAGAAAACGGUGUGAGGGCGGCCAUUGGGCGGAAUGGGCGGUGUCACUAUGGCCGCCGUCGGUGUCACUGCGGCGGUGUCACUGUAACCGCCGUUGGUGUCACUAUGACUGUCGUCGGUGUCACUGUAGCUGUGGGCAAUCAGCGGGGCAGUCACUGACUCAUUGUGGCCGGCCGAGCAGUCAUUGUGGCCGCCCGAGCAGUCACUAUGGCGGUGGGGUAGUCACUUUGGCCGGAGUCACUUUGACCGGCGGCGGCGGC
Cuscuta epithymum is the source of this 966-nucleotide messenger RNA. NCBI's taxonomy places the organism in Eukaryota, Viridiplantae, Streptophyta, Magnoliopsida, Solanales, Convolvulaceae. The record is from the annotation of a GenBank genome assembly.